Messenger RNA from Pyricularia oryzae 70-15, 468 nucleotides. RefSeq lists its product as uncharacterized. NCBI's taxonomy places the organism in Eukaryota, Fungi, Ascomycota, Sordariomycetes, Magnaporthales, Pyriculariaceae. The transcript has a single exon. The coding region runs from base 1 to 468 and encodes 155 amino acids. The record is from RefSeq and is a predicted model, not a curated record.
AUGGUGCACGGCGAAGAACAGUCAUUGGCGACGUCCAGCGCGUCUUUUGCGACUUUUCCAUGGACCAGAAUCUGGGCUGGCUGGGACCCGAGUCGCGCCUCAAAGACACGGCCCUGGGCGCCGGGUCUGCUCGAUAUUGGCAUCUACAGCCUCGCCUGGGCCCUGCUUAUGCUCCAAGACCCCGCCACCGUGAUCAAUACCACCGCGGGGGACAAGACCACACGUCAGCCCAAGGUGGCCGCCCUGCAGACGCUGGCCGAAGGCAUUGACACCGUCUCGUCGGCAAUCAAGAAGGGUAAGCGGGCGUUGUGCAUCAUUCAGGGCACCCGUGGCUACAUAGUGUCGAGGGGGCGCCUAGCUCCUUCACGGUGUACAUGGAAAACGCCGACGGCCCAGGGAUAUCCUCCUCCAAACGUCACGAGUUUAAGCGGCCUGGUGGGGGAUUCUACUGGGAAACGGACAUGGUAG